Messenger RNA from Xyrichtys novacula (pearly razorfish), 16878 nucleotides. Lineage: Eukaryota; Metazoa; Chordata; Actinopteri; Labriformes; Labridae. The record is from the annotation of a GenBank genome assembly.
UUUGAUUGACAGCUCGGAAGCCCCGCCCUCCGAGCCGCCUGACGCUGAACCGCUGCAGCCCCGCCCCUUUCUUCUCAUUCUCGGCCCCGCGGAUCUCCAUUUUUUCUUUCCCCGAUAUUGAGGAGCGGAGGAGUGAAGAUUUGGAAAAAUGAAUGAAGACUACGACGUUAUCGUGCUGGGAACCGGACUCACGGUGAGAAAAAACGAAAGUACGGAGCUAACGUUAGUUUGAGAGGAAGGAUUGACAACCUGUUAACCGACGCAGUUAGUAACUGACAGCUCGGCUCGGAGCUAACUGGGCCCGGGCGCUAAGUAGCUAGCUUAGCCGCUCAACUCCUAUCAGUGCCGGGAAAGAUUAAUGAUAACUGUUCACUCUCAUUAGAUAAGUCAAAAAUAUCAACCUUAUCUAAAUCUUCUAUCGACUGUCAGUGUACAGAAACGAGGUAAUAAUCUAGUUUGAAUGUUUUGCGCUCAUUGAAGCAGCUUAAACAAGUCAAGAUAAGAUUAAACCCGGAUGAUUAGUCGGCAAACGUUAGCCGACCUGGAUCGAGCUAACUAGCCUGCUCACAACGACGUGUCAGCGCCAACGAUUAACCUCGGGUGUUGUCUUUAAAUGUAUGCAAGUGUAAUUAUAACAAAUGUGGCGACUUAUCACGAUAAAAGCGUUAAAAACUGUUAAAUUAAGCUGCUCAUUAACCAGCUCCACCACAGCUAUCUGAAGUUUGUAACGUCGCCUGACCGAGCGGUGGACUCAACAGGCUGUGGAGCUAAAAAAGUGGGUUAAUAUGGUCAAAAUAGAUUAAUUUAAGGGGAUUUAUUGGCUAUGUUUGGAAAUAUUCAUUAAAGUUAACACGAUAAAUGUGAAAAUAUAAAGGCAGGGUGAUAUAUUUGGUGUUGAAGAUUGUUAGAAAUAGUGAUCUAGAUGUACAUGUUCAUAUACUAUGGGUGGGAAUAGUAAAUAGCUCUCGCUUCAAUACCCGAUGGAAGACCCACGAUCUCGAUUUCACGAUACAACGAUUCACCGAUACAUAAUGAACUUAAACAUUAUAGUAAAUAAUAGUAAAUUUUAUAUAUACUGUGCUUUACAUCUGAGAAAAUAGAUCUCAAAGUGAAUACAGUGAAAGGCAAUAGUAACAAAAUAAAAAUAAAAAACAUAUAUUUAUAAACAUAUACCUCCUGUGCAAAAGGUAAUGUGACAUCGUAAUAUAUUUCUUUAAUUCAGUAUUUGUUAUGAUAUGUAAAAAUACAAGCAAAAAAAGACAUAUGCUGCGUUCCAGUUACCCCAGAGGUCAGAAGUCCGAGCUGAAAAUGAUGUCACGGCCGUAUUCCCAGUGUCUCAGUUACCAAGUCGGAAAAAAGCUAAAUCGGAGGCUUUAAACAAGAUGGCUACGUCUGUGAUAGUUACUUCAGCGCUUGCCUUAUAUUUGGACAAGGCAAGCACUAAAACAACUUUUGUAGAUGUAGCCAUCUUGUUUCCACCUCCAAUUUUAGCUUUUUUCCGACUUAGUUACAGAUCCUGCGUUCGAGUUACAUCGGAAGUUGGAAUUCCGAGCUGAAAAUGAAGUUACACCCAAGUUACCAGCGUUUCAGUUAUUUCAGUUAUUCAGUUACGGAAAGUUAUUUAAGCGCUUGCUUUGUAUUCAGACAAGGCAAGCGCUAAAUAAAAUAAAUAAACUUAAAAUAACUUUCGUAGAUGUUGCCAUCUUGUUUCAGCCCUCCGAUUUUGCUUUUUUCUGACUUGGUAACAGAAACGCUGGGAACUCGUGUAAACGGCAUUUUCAGCUCUAACAUCUGACUUCCGAGGUAACUCGAACGCACCAACAUUAGUGGGAUUUCUUACAAAGAAUCGAGUUAACGGUCAUCUCUCAUCAUUAGCGACUCAAAAGUCUAUUUACCUCAAACAGAGUGACACCUAUGUCUGAUUUAUCCACAAUAUCUUCACAUCAGGCACUCCACCUGCACAAUAUGAUAAAUGAUGCAUUGUUUGAUAAUUCCGCAGCAUGGGAGGUACAAACAGAAGCAGCUGUUUCACUAUCAGAUUAUCACCUAUUACUCUGAGGUUCACUGACAGCUGGUUAAAGCUUCAUUUGUUGGCAUAUAAUGGUGUAAAAGCGUUGCCAUAGCCCUGAUAAUAUGUAGAAAUCCAUUAAGCAGGGGAAAUUUUCAUGCUGCUCGAGGAAGACAUUGAUUUUUACGCACGAAUAGAAUAUUGCUUUAUUGUGAAAAAUUGAGAAUUUUGCAAUUUGUUCAUUGCAAAUGCUCGUAUUAGAAGAUUGAUAAAUGAACAGUUUAUUGUGCUUCCUUGGUGACAUUUAGGUCGGUCAAAACAAGAAAGUUGGCUGUGAUAUUUUUAAUUAGUGAUCUAUUAAAGGGCUGGGAUUAAAUCAGUAUAUACUUUAUCCUGUGUUGUUAAUGGGAUGUGCAAAUUUAAGUAACAUUGAGUUUCACAAGUGAACUGUCACACUUAAUAAUCCUUUCUCCUUCUUUUUGCCUGUAUGGACAUUUAUGUCUCUUUCACACUUUCAUAACAAAUACUGAAUUAACAAAACAAUCGCCACUUUUGUUGUGUGGCUUAAAUUUUGAUGUUUGAAUCCAUUUGUCGGGAAAAACACACCCCUGGAGUUUUAGUGUUCUGUUUUGACUCCUCUGGAUCAGCAGACCAGACACUGAGUUCAUCUGAAUCUAUCUAUUUUUCUUUAUCAAAGUGAAAAUCAUUUAAGUCUGCUUAAAGACUAGACAAUAACAAUUAGAAAAAGAAGCACAUGAAGUGCAGCUGAAAAUGUGAUCUUGAAAGGAAAAGAGUUUAAGUCUUAGCAGCAGCUGAUUUGUGAGUUUUAUCCAGGUGUGGAUAUCAAACAAGUUCUUGCAGGAAGACUUGAGGCUAAAAGGUGGUCUGUUCUCACUCUACAGCGGUUUAUGUUUCAAGUUGAACUCUUGUCGUAUCAUUUCUGAAAAAUAUAACUUUUCUUGUUGUUCAUCUCUUUUGCUUUGGGAGUUGUUUGAAGCGUAGGUUUAAUGGACUUUUUAGGUUUGUGUAUGGUUAAUUUACCUGUCAGUGAAACGUGCUGCAGCCCUGUAGACAUGAUUAAACCCCCUACAGCAGGCCUCCUCGCAUGUUAACUAAUCGACACGGCAGAAGCACAAGGAGGAAGUGCUGUGCUGACUUUAGGACUUUGUUUCAGGCCAAUGUCAGCAGCAGCAGCGUCCUGUUCACUCCAAGGUCCUACAUUCACAUUCGUUCCCAGACUCUUCUUGACCUAAGAGGUGGAAAUGUUGAUCAUACACAUCGCUCAAACUGUGCUAAAUGACAACAGAGACAGGGUAUGCUGCAGGCUCGGACUCUGACUCUGGUGUGCAGGUCUGGGUUUAGCUCACAUUUGGGUGUGGUUCCACUGAGGCUGAGGAACUGAAAGUAGCCUCCACUCACUCUAAGUACUGUGUAUGCAGUUAAAAAAGAGAGAGCUUCACUGGCUGCCAGCUAGCCUGAAAUGCCCUGCAGAUCACAGCACAGUGUAGUUUCACAUGGUUUUACUUCUCUUAUGCUCAACAGUGACUCUGCUUCUGUGCACUAGACUGCUUCCCUUUUUAUUACUACACACACACACACACCACCAGAUCUAAUUACUACCAACUCAGCAGGCUACAUGGGAUAUCCCUGUUUCUGUUGUAGGAGGAUUACUCUGUUUACUCCUACGAUAAAUACAGAACACACAAGUUUUGAUUCUAAAAACACUUUGUAGGGUUUAUAUCUCUAAAAUCUUUAAUUCCUUCAUUUUUGUCCCUCAUUUUCAGCAGAUUUAAAUCUUCCAUCCUCAUCACCAUUACUGUGUCAGCUCUGCUUUUCUACAGAAUCCUCAUUUAUUUUUGUUUUCAUGCCCUUAGAAAGCCAUUUUUCACAGGACUGUGUAACCUUCUUUCUGUGGGCUGUGCUUACAAAUCUUGUUGUCCAGAUCCAGAAAAGUAUACAACACAAUAUUGUCACAUCACGUGUAUUUCCACAGUCAUUUUAGAGAAAUUAACAAGUCAAUUAAAAUCGAAAAAACAAACAGAAAACAGCCACAAUCAUUGCUUUGAAUUUUAAAGUACAUCACAAGUUCAGUGUUAUCUAAUUGUUUCCCUACGGCGUGCACCUCUACCUUGUGACUUGCUUUUGUAAAGCUCUAAGCAGAUGUUGUGAUUGGUUUAUUAGUCAUAUUGAAUGUCCAACAGCAGUGGUAUUUUAAUGACAGUAAAAAAAGUCAAAUUAGUUCUCCCUCUUACUGUACACAAAGGGAGCAGAUGAUUAGUUUGGGUCUUUGUUUCCCCCGUUAGCAUUUUGGAUUUAAGUUGCAGAGGGGGAUGGGUUCCCCAUCUGUCCUCUCCUUAUGACACAUGAGGGAGUGGCUCGGCUCGUAUUAAACUGUAUUAAAUUGCCUAAAUGCAGUGUACUUGAUGAUUUUAGGGAUCACACUUGAGAUCCUUAGUAAGUAAGCUGUGGCCUGAAAAUGAGACAAGUGAGCCAGGAGGCAUCUUAGUGGUUUGGAAGACUUAAUGUCCUUCACCACCGUAGCAAUGAGCAUGACCACUUCUGGUCGCAGUUGCACAAAUUGUAAAUUGUAAUCCUCCAAAUAAUAAAUUGAAGCUACACAGAUUAGUAAUCAAAAAUCAGACCAAAAAACAAACUGCUCUCUUUUUAAAUGUGACUUCUAAAUGAGUUCCUUGUCAUUUGGGAUGUUUAAUGAGGACUUUUUAAUUUUGUGUCUCUUUGGCUCUGUGGCAUACUUUUUUUCAGGGUUUAUUGGUUUAUAAAUCUCUGAAUUUUGGAUGUUGUUCAGACCAAAUGAGUAGAGAAAAUAAAUGAUAGAAGAAUCAAGUGAAUUAGUGCUAAUUUGCUCGUAGCAGCGGCUCAUUUUUUCAGUCAGACAAACACGGUUGUUGCUAUCUUUGAACCGAUCAAAAGGAGGAAACUGAGUUAUAUCACCACCAGUAAAGACGACUAUUGUCUUCAUUUCCUUUCCUUUUACAGCGAAGGAAGUUCAGCGUGGGUCGAGGCCUCAGAUAUUAGAGAUUGAGUGAGAAUCAAACAACAAGAAAAAGUCUGAGAAACAUAAAUAUGUUCAUUAGUUUGGAUUCAGAUCGACCAACAGCUGAUGAAGUUUGUAGUAGUGAAAAUUCUGAGUUCCUCUGAAGGCAGCGCAUUCCUGAGUAAUUUUAUAAGCCCAUCACAUGUUUUGCAUGUUGAACUUUAAUCUGCUGUGUAACAACGAGAGGAAUGCAGUGAAGUGCAGCGCGGUUAGGUCGACUUUUGUUGUAUACUGUAGAGAACAACUUUAGGACAGAGGGAGAGAUCUAACUCGGUUAUGGUUUCAGCAGAAACAAACGUUUAUCAUCAGGCAUGUUUUGUUUGUGAAAAACAUCUUUGGGAUUGUAUAAGAAAAAGGAAAAAAUCAGAAAAAAAUAAGAUGUAGAAGUCGUAUUGGGAAUGAACGAAAUCUUCUAUCACGGUAUGAGUACUAGGGUCCGACUGAUAUGGACUUUUUGGGGCUGAUGUCGAUUACUCCAUUUUUUAUGACGUUAUAAAAAAAAACAUAUAUACUGUAGAUAUCUACAGUAUCUGUAGAUACUGAUCGGUCCCUCCGCGUCUUAACUCAGGUUCCUCAUUUCCGCACACACAUGGUGCUUCACCGUUACAAACUCCUCACGACACGCUGGUGAAUAUACGGAAACGCGCCCAAACGCUCCGGCUUUCCUGUUAGCGAGCGUAGACAACUACACACUGACUGAGAGGGAUGCAGCAGACAUCUGCUCUCUCUCUCUUUCCGGUCUUCUACUGGUAGAUACUUUUAUACCGCCAACACUAUAUGCUGAAGUGUUCCUGACUGUUUCUGAAGGACUUUGGUUUACUGGAGCUCAGACGUCUCAUAUACUUAACUUGGGAUGUAGUUCACUAAAUGAUUCCUCGUCUGCACCAGAAUUGUUGGUCGAUUAAACGAAUAAUCAAGCAUGAGCAGUUUUGAUUACCGCAGGCCAAAACAUCACAACUUCAUGUGGUUGGAAGUGGGGAUGGUGGUGAAUACUCGUGUAAUCGAUUUUGAGCUCUGUUCCAUAUAAAAACAAAGUUCCUCAACAGUCAGGAAAUCGUGGGAUGAAAAGGUUUAAAGCGGUUCAACUUUGGUUAAAGUGUCCUUUACAGUCAAACAAAUUACACUUGUGCAGUGUUUUCACUUUGGUGCGACGGUAAUUAAACAGCAAAUCCACCCAAAUUGGCAUAUUGUAAGUCAGGAAAGUGCUGUAAAUUGAGUAAGAGUCAGAAUAACUCAACAGAGCCAAUCAUUCUAGAUUACUCAUCCAUAACAGCCUCUAAUCGAUUUCAUGAUGGGUUUUUUAUUUUAUUUCUCUGCUGUUUACUGUGUUACUCCUCAUCUCUGAGAAAACGUUCACAGCAGCUAUUUUUAUGUAACUUUUCCACUCUGUUGAUCCCAUGAGCCAAGGAGAUUAAAGUCCAACAGAUUCUUGUGACUUUAAACAGCCGCAGGUGUGUUGAAAAAAGUUCAGUCUAGUAAAAUCAAAGCUCACACUGUGGGGAUGCUCUGUCAUGUGAUUGCUUCUGUCUGAACCACCCCGCUCUGGACUUUGUUUCCACGCUCUGAAUUUCACGGAUAUUCUGUUUUUAAAAUUGAUAGGAGACGGUUCUUCUGUUUGAAACCGGCGUCAUUUUCAGGCUGACUGAACGCCGCAUUAGUGAGUUUUCCUCUCUGUCAGCAUGGCGGCAGCGACUCUCUGGCAGAGGUAGUGAUGACUCGGCUGCCUCCGGCUCUGCGUUAAAGCCUGUGUUCAGUCCGGCUUCGGUCACAUGUCGGCCUCAUCGAGGACGGUGACACAUCAGAAUGACUCUGUAACCCAAAUGUAUGUCCUCUCUGCUCAUGGCGUGACCAUACAGUCAGUGACACCCAGACAUCCACAGACAGACAUGAUCAGAUUUCACUGCAGCAUGUUAUUUUGGGAGCGCAUCUACACAGGAGUUGGUUUUCGAUACUGCAGGAUAUAGACAAGUAGGUAACAUAUGUCACUGAGGUUUUAUAAAAGGCUGAUUACAGACGUAGAUAAACUGAGAUCGUCAAGUAAACUCCUCUACUCAUGUUUCUUUCCAACCCAAAUUCCACCAGGUGAUUUCACUGUUUACCUUACCUCCGAGCGGAGAGCAGGGACUAAUCAGUGAAAUCACCUGGUGGAGUUUUGGGUUAGAAAGAAAACCUGCAGCCUCUCAGCCCGUCAUGGCACAUGAUUGCCCACCCCUGCGUUUGUGGCUCCUGGCUGUCCACCAGUCCAAUAGUUGAACUCAGUAGCAUUGGUAGUUGUGUCGUACGGCGGUCAAGAACUCCUUUUUUUUUUUUUUUUUUGCAUCGCCACUUUUUUUUUGCGUCAUAAACUUCUGUUGUGGCUUUUUUUUUUAAAUCUGCACCGCUUCUUUUUUUAUUUGCAGCAAGCUUUGGUUCCAUUUUUUUUUUUUUUUUUUUUUUUGCAUUGGUAACUUGUGUUGUGGUCAACAGUUCUGGUCACAUGUUUUAUUUCUAUAAUUGUUAGUAUUAUGAGCUGAAGCAGACAGAUGUUGCUAAAUGUGGUGCCGUUACCUCGGUCUGCCUCAUCGUGUCCAUCAUGGCUUCUGGUUCCUCUAGUGACGCCUGAAACACAACAGAAUAUUUCCCUCUAGAUGUAUCACUGGUCACAACAUUGUUUAGGACUCGGCCCAUAGUUUGAAUAACAAAAAAAGUAGGGAUGCACGAUAUUUAUCGGACCGAUAAAAUAUCGGCCGAUUUGGGGGGAAAUUACGUCAUUUUUUAUCGGUCCGAUAGGUGCAUUUUUCCGAUAGAAAGAUCCGAUAUAUUAAUGAAAUUACGAGUAACGUUUGCAGGCGGAGUAGCCGCCCGUCCGAGACGCGCUGGUCACGUCGUCUAUCAAGCCUUACUCGCAGGUCCCAAGCCUGACCCCGUCACUGCCUGACAGAUAAUAAAAUGUCUUCACCAGCAUGGUCGUUUCUCUCAGUGGCAGAAGAUGACAACAGCAUUGCUAUAUGCAAAACCUGUUCAGCGAGGAUUCCAAGAGGAGGAAAGAAGACGUCAAGUUUUAACACAACGAAUCUGAUAGCUCAUCUGAAAAGUCGCCAUCGCGGCGGAGCAGUAUUAAAGGACUAUGAGACGGCCGCCGAAGCUGCUAGCGGUGCUAAAGCUAAGACAACAACACUACGGAGGAUCGAUGUCCCCAUUCAGCAGGCGUUUAAAAACUGCAAAAGCUUCUCAAGAGACAGCGAAAAGGCUAAAGCCAUUAACGACAAAGUGAUGGAGUUCAUAGCGGUCGACGAACAGCCUUUUUCCGUCGUUGAGAACCCGGGUUUUCUUAAGUUAAUAGCACACUUUGAGCCACGUUACACUCUCCCAAGCCGCCGCUUCUUCUCGGAUGUGUCUCUUCCUGCACUCUAUGAUAUUGUCGCCACAUACAUUCACAACCUGAUCGACAAGAACGGACUACACGUGAGUUUUACCACAGACAUAUGGACGUCAGAUGUUAGUCCGGUCAGCAUGCUAAGCCUAACGGCUCAUAAUGGCUCCUUUACAGUUUACAGUUCUGUUGAACAGUUCAGGGGAUCAAAUGAAGUUCUGCUUUUUGCUCUGUUAUUGUUAUUUAUAGCAAAUGACCACAUUUGAAGAGCCAAAAACUUUUGUUUGUUGUUCUAGAUAGGCCAGAGCAACAAAAAUAUCAGUUUUCAAUCGCUGCAUCCUGCACAAACUGCAGAUUAUAUGAAGAUUAUAAUAAAUGUAAAAAUAUGAAUUUAUCGGUUAUCGGUAUCGGUGUCGGCCAUGAGAAGAAGAAAAUUAUCGGUUAUCUGUAUCGGUUGAAAUUUUUCAUAUCGUGCAUCACUAAAAAAAAGGGAUUCAAAGUGUGUCAAAACUUUACAGUAGGGCUGGGUGAUAAACCAAAAAAAUUUACCAAUACUGAAACUGACCUCAAUAACCGACGUCAUUUUGCCCAUGUCGGUAUAUUUGGUGUCAAAAAACAAAUCAAAGUUGUUUUUGGAUGUGUGUAGGUAGGCUAUGGUCUCGUGUCCCUUUAAGACGCUGUCCUACGUCAGAGACGUGACUCCACCCCAUCCAGUCCGUAACAAAGACAGAAAGACAGGUGAGGAGAUGGAGGACGGUUCAUGUUAAUGUGGGAGUAGUUAUCGUCCAUUUAUCGUUAUCGAGGUGAACUGAUCGAUCUAUCGUGAUGUUGAUUUGAGGCCACAUCGCCCAGCCCUACUUUACAGUUAAUAUUUCUGUGAAUUGUCAGUUAAAGACUUUCUGUUUGUUGAAGUGUUUAGCCUGAUGCAGAGUGUGUGUGCACAGUAAAUGAAAACCGUAAAAGGCUUCAGUGUGACUGAUUCUCCUCAGAGGGGUGAAGAGACGUGUCGUCCUGCGUCAUCCAUUCAUGUCUCAUGUUUGUAGGAAAUGCAGAAACACAGUAAAGCCCUUGUGAAACAUACAACUGUGUUAAAAGAGGAGAUGUAGAUGAGAUGAAAUCAUCAUCAUACAUGUGUGUGUCUGUGUGUGUGUGUGUGGAUAAAGAGAUCAUGAGGGGUUGUUUUUGUCAACGAUGCGAAAGAGGUCGUACUUUUCUGAGGAAGCGCUCCCCACUGACAAACUGAGCAACCUGAGGUUUCUGUGGUCGAAGAAUUUCCUCUUGAGGAGUGUGACAGCUUACUUUUUUGGUUUGUAGCUCCAGCCUGUUCGCUCUGUUGUUUCUGUGACUUUGCAUUUUGCACUCGACGUGUGUAAAACAUCUUUUAUUCGACCCCACAAGCUGUAAAUGUAAGCAGACUUCUGUAGCCUGUCAGAAAUGUUUUGUCCUUUAUCUCAUCUGUGAUAUUUACUGGAGUAUGAAGAGUCAUGUUCAUUUAUUUGAGAUGUAUUUGAGCACGCAGGCUGUGUAUAGAGGCAGCGUAGGCGACACUAACAGUGAAAGCUGUUGUCGACUGUCACGUGAGGAACGAGUUAAACCAUAAAGCUCGGCAGUGUGCGCUGUCAUUCUGUAGUAAAACUAGUUUGAGAGUCCACACAGGGUCACAUGACUCACUAUGUGUUUUCUCCCCUCUACAAACUUGCCGCUGUAAUCGUAUUAAAGCCUCUCUGACGCUCUCUAACCUGCACACUUUCCAUCUGAAUGACUGACUCCUCCGAGACUGGGAGUCCUGUGAGAAUUAAUAGUAAUCUUUCAUGUCUGAUCAUACAAACGGACGACAUUUUGAUUAUAGUCUUGUCUCUUUAGUGUUAUUUCUUGGAUUGAUACCAAGGUUAAAAUUAAAGUGGCUGUAAUGACUGAAGCAAAAGUGGGAUAUAUAGUCAGUAUGACCUUUAAAUAACCAGAUAGUGAAAAAACAGUGACGAUGCUGUGGUGCUCUGUGAUUUAAAAAUGGAGGAAGAUCAGGUGUGACAAUCAGAGGAUCUACCAGAGCGACAAAUUCAGGAGAAAAUAGGUUUUUAAACCUUGACAGACAUUCUCCAUCCCGCCAUAAUCCAGCUUUGCACCAUUAUUCCAAACUAGCUGGAUUAAUCUGCGCCUUUACGUUGCCCCUGCAAUUAUUUAAUUUGUAAGCAAGUAUGAAACGCUGGAUUAUUGUUCACCCUGCAAGAUUAUACAACAGAUUUCUUUGUGUUUUCUAAGUCUCCUCAUGUUGAUGUUGGUCUGAUUUUUCUCUCCUUUGCUCCAUCAGGAAUGCAUCUUAUCAGGCAUCAUGUCGGUGAAGGGGAAGAAGGUUCUGCACAUGGACCGCAACUCCUACUACGGAGGUGAAAGCGCCUCCAUCACACCUCUGGAGGAUGUGGGUUGAUCUCUGAUCCUGUUGGUUUUAGUCUUGAGUUUUAGUCUUAAAUCUAGAAACAGAAGAAUAGACUAACGAGUCGUUUGUUGUGUCUCUUUCUGCUUCUCUGUCUCCCUUUAGCUCUACAAGCGCUUCGGUAUCCCUGGCACACCUCCGGAGUCGAUGGGAAAAGGUCGCGAUUGGAACGUGGACCUUGUCCCCAAGUUCCUGAUGGCCAAUGGUACAUUUAGAUCUCUUACCCAUACACUACAUGCUGUGGUAUGUUUGUCUUUGCAGCUCACGCUAAGGGUUUAUUGAACACAGACAGAUAAAUAGAAGAUGAGUGUUUACAGAGCUCUCUUCAUUUCACCUCCUUUUCCAUAAAGUGGAGCGUCAGGAGCGGUUUUAAUGCUGAUUCCUCGGAUGAACAUGAGCUGUCGCGGUCCCUUCUCAGCUGUGUCGCAAUUACGGCUGUUGCAGUGACCAGAACAAUGAAAUACUUGAGAGAGACGCUGUCACACCGUGUCUAGAUGAGGAGAUGGUGACAUUUUCCACGGGGGAGAAACCGACUUUCAGUCUGCGUGUUAGAAAUCUGACAAACAGAACGAGUUUAACAGAAAAAAAAAAACUCAUGGAAGUUUAAGUUAAUCUCGUUGUAGCAUCCCCGGUUGAUUUGUGGUCUGACUCUCCGACUGAUGUUUCACAAAGUUUAUUUUUUUAAAUGGUUCCAUGAACAGUGUGAACACACCGUAAGAGCUAGAGAAAACACUAAGAACAACAUUAAAACUAAAAAUAAUUUUACCCGUUUAAAUAUUAUUAUUUAUAAACCGUCAAGAAUAAUGAAAUCAACUUUCUUGUUUUUAGCAAAAUGACAAUCUAAAAUCAGAGUGCUUAAACUAGUUUGGAUCAACUUAAACUAACAUGAAUUCACCUGUUUGUAAACCAAAUAUCAUCUAAUACAUUUUUAGGCAUCAUUUCAAUGCAGCAAUAGAACUUUAUGAUGAAUAAAAUACAUGUGGAUUUAAAAUUUGCAUCAAGCGACAUUAUAGGAACUAAAUGAAUAAUGACUGUGUUAACCGUAACCAUCAUUGUAACUGUAGCAUCUUUGCCAAUGCUCGGCAACGCAAAACUCAACCGAACUUCAUAAAAACGUUAUAAAGGCACUUCAUAUUAAUUUGUGUGAGAAAAGAGGCAUAUACGAACCUUGUGCAUCUAUCAAACAGGUACUCUAAACAACUUAAAGAGAUCAUUAUUGGCGAUCAUGACCCUGACUUUACAUAUCGAUUUACUGUUCGUUGAUUACUAACUUCCGGUGAAAUAAGGGCAUCAGUCUCUGUUAUAUAUGUAGACACAUAAUAUGGGUCAUUUACACCCGCUCUCUUCAUGCUGCCACGGGGAAGUUCUUCACAAUCCAAGUCCAGUAAAAGAUGAAAUCAGACACAUUAUAUAGACCUCAAAGAUCCACGGUUGAAACCUUGAAUCUCGCUGAAGUUGUCUGCACUCUGAGGGAGUUUGGACCCUCUUUGCUGCAUGAUGGGAGUUCAGGCUCUUUUUGUCCUGCUGGGAACGACCUUCUCGGUUUUAAAGGCUCUGUAAUAUUGACACAUGUUUAAACCCAUUUUAGUGACACCCCUUUUUUUUUUCUUUCUUUCAGGUCAGCUGGUCAGCAUGCUGUUGAUCACACAGGUGACCCGCUACCUUGAUUUCAAAGUGGUGGAGGGCAGCUAUGUGUACAAAGCAGGCAAAAUCCACAAAGUCCCAUCCACUGAGACUGAAGCGCUGUCAUCAAGUGAGUGGAAUAACUGAAGAAGACUGUGAAAGACUCAAAGUUCUGCUGUCUGUAUGAACCCUCAUGUUGCUGCUGACCCAGGUUCACUCUUAGUCUUUUAUCUUUUGAAGGUCUGAUGGGGAUUUUUGAGAAACGCCGCUUCAAAAAUUUACUCGUCUGGGCCGCCAACUAUGACGUAAACAACCCCAAAACCUGGGAUGGCAUGGACCCCAAAUCCCCCAUGUCAGACGUUUACAAAAAGUUCAGCCUGCAGCAGGACGUCAUCGACUUCACUGGCCACUCCCUCGCACUCUACCGCACAGACGAGUCCGUUUUUUUCCCAUAAAUAUGAUUCCAUUCAAACUUUAACUGCAGAUAUUUGUAUUUGAUAGAGGUUUUUUAAUCGUCUUCAUCUCUCUGCCCUCAGUUACCUGAGUAAACCGUGCAUCGAAACGAUAAACAGGAUAAAGCUCUACAGCGAGUCUCUGGCCAGAUAUGGCAAAAGCCCCUACCUCUACCCGCUCUACGGUCUGGGGGAGCUGCCGCAAGGGUUUGCCAGGUAAGGGUCUCGGCUCAAAACCCACAUCUGUAAAAAUCUGAACCUGUCUCCUUUCUUAUAUGUCUGCGUCAGUGUCGUGAGACUCUGUUACUGACCCUGAAGAGAGGAGAGAAGCUCGGAUGUGACCAUGACUGAGAAAUCAGGAGAAAGAGGAUUUCUUCUUCAAUUUGAUUUUGAUUUUAUUCACCCUCUGGAGUCUGGGGUAUAAUUAACUACUUUUGAUUUUACCUUUAUAUUUCCCCUUAAAAACAGUUUGCCUCGCCUUGCUUAGGCAUGGCCACAACCUCCCCCGUGUGAAUUUACAGUUAUUUUAUCAUUUUGACCUACUGUAUCAGCACAGAGGACCUGAAUUCACACACAAAACACAAAAUCCGAGUGGGAAAAAAGUCACAUUUUUCUCUGUAAAAACCACAAAUAUGUUUAACAAACUGUUUUCAUAACUUAGACUGUAAAUAUAAAUUGUAAACUUCAAAACAUAUACACGAUUUUAGCAAAUAACACAGUAAUUUACCACUAUUUACACUAAAAUGCAGGUAAUACCUCAGGCGUUUUUUGUGCAACUAUUUGCCAAACAAUGUGGCGUCUCACAAAUGGCACAUCACAGGCCUCUUUGUGUGUUUCCAUUCCAGACUGAGCGCGAUCUACGGUGGGACGUAUAUGUUGAACAAGCCCAUAGAGGAGAUUGUGAUGGAGAACGGGAAGGUGGUUGGAGUCAAGUCUGAGGGGGAGGUGAGCCAAUAAGAGCGCUUGGAUGAACAUCUGCAUCGACACGUGUUUGGCCAAAAGAUGAACUCGCCUUUUUAGUUAAAGUACUCCAAAUAACGAGACCCCGUUGGAUUAAGAAGCUUGUUUGAGGUGGAAACUAUGAAACUUUCCCAGCGACUAAACUAGUAUUUUCCCUCCACAGAUCGCCAGGUGCAAGCAGCUGAUCUGCGACCCCAGCUAUGCCUUGGGUUCCACCAGUAAAGUGGGUCAGGUGAUCAGAGCCAUCUGCAUUUUGAGUCACCCCAUCAACGGAACCAGCAAUGUCAAUUCUUGUCAGAUCAUCUUCCCCCAGAACCAGGUCAACAGGAAGCACGGUGAGCGAGUAAAGAGGAAACGGUCCAGACUUUUGAGGCUGUUAGUAAAGGUAGUUGAUGUCAACAGUGAGCUGAACAGAAUACAAGCCUUGUACACCGGAGUGAGAUCCUGACUUAGUAGGACUCAGAUUUAACCCCUAAUUUCCACCGCAUCCAGAACGGCUACGAAAAGGCCGUAUGCGCCAAUCAUAGCUGAUCGUAACCAUUCAAGUCAACGUGUCAAUUUCCACCGGCUUCUUUGGCAUCUUUCAGUUCCGCUGUGGAUUGCCAGACUCCGCAGCCGAUCGCAAGAGUUCUUUUUUUUUUCCAGACGCCAGAGCAUGGCGGAUAAAUUCAGCACAGAUUAACCCGUGCUGGAAAGGAAGUCGGGCACAGAUACAAAAUAAAACAUCUGACUCCUUUUCACACCAUGCAAACGGGCGGAGAUGAACAAGUGAAAGGUUUUUAGACGUCAUUUCACCCCGAUGACACCAUGGAUGAGGAGAUGCUGAUUCUAGAAGUCUAGAAGUAGAUUUCCUCCUCUGGAAGGACACAAUCUACUGCUGAUAUGGUUAGUCUCUGUGGCUAAAGACAACUUGUUAUCGCGAGAUUGCGCGUGAAUCUGUGGGUUCUUGUGAGUUCUCGCGAUACCUGCUGUUCGUUACUGCCACAAAAAUCGCAGCCGUUCAGCAUGAGAGCCAUUCUGGAUUCGGUGAAAAUUGGGGGUUAGAAAUACGCGGGUGUACGGACAAUCAGCCUAAAUAUUAGGGCCUGACUGAUAUGGAUUUUUGGGGCCGAUACUGAUUAUUUGGGGGGAGUUGUAAAAUAUAUAUACUGUAGAUAUACUGUAGUCUACUGCUCUCCACGCCGACAGGAAGACCGACUGAUCAAACUCGGACCAGAAAAGUGGUUUUAACAACAAUGGUGGAACAUUUUCGAAGUGAAACCGAAUCUUACUCUCCACAUUUUAUUUCUGAAAACAUCGAGUUUUGGCCGAUUACCAAUCAGUCUCAAACAGGCUAAAAUUAGCCGAUUUAAUCGGCUCACCAAUAAAUUGGUCGGGCCCUACUAAAUAUGCAUAGAUUAUUUUGAUCACACUCAGAGCAUUCUGAGAAAUGAGGCUCAAGCUGAAGCGCUCUAAACUUCAGUUCCUCAAACGUCCCCUUUAAGAUGGCUGCUAAUGUUCCUGAAGUCACGUACACACCUGUUCAUCUUUACAGCCGAAUUCAGACACUCAUCUCAUUUUUUAAUUCAUAUUUUUCUAUAUUUUUUUCUGUUUGCAGACAUCUACGUUUGUAUGAUCUCCUUUGCUCACAACGUGGCGGCACAGGGUAAAUACAUCGCCAUCGCCAGCACCACAGUGGAGACAGGCGACCCCGAAAAAGAGCUCAAGCCAGCCCUGGAUAUGCUGGCGCCCAUUGACCAGAAGUUUGUCAGCAUCAGUGAUAUAUAUGAACCCACUGACAUGGGCACUGAGAGCCAGGUGAGUUAAAAUAAAGAGACCAUACUGUCAGUUUUUGUCUCAAAGAGAACAAAUCAGAGGUGCAAACAUGAGCCGAAGUUUUUGACUCGUAUUUUCUUCUCAAGAUUUUCAUCUCCCGCUCUUACGAUGCCACGACUCACUUUGAGACCACCUGCGACGACAUCAAGGACAUCUACAAGAGGAUGACGGGCUUGGACUUUGACUUUUCUGAGAUGGAGCGCAACAAGAACGACAUCUUCGGCGACGCCGCGGAGUAGAGGCGACGCUCCUGGUUAUCAGCCAUGCCAGCAACUGAAAUCUUACAAAAAAAUAGAAAACCUACAUAAAAAUGUACACACCGGUGGGCCGGCUGGAGUAUACGGUCGGCCCAUUGAGGAAGUUCAUGAUAUAUAUAGAGAUAUGAUAUAGUAUUGUUGGAUAGGGUUCAGGGAGGGAGCUCUGCUUUACAAGUCAAAUUCAGAUGAUCAUUGCACUAAAAACUGGCCAUGCCGAAUUAACAGUAAUCCCCUUCAUUCUUCUGCUCUAUCAUGCUAAAUGAUGCAUGCUCCAAAGAUGCCAAAUCAAACGAUAUUUCAUGAUCAGUAGUAUUUACAGUUAUUGAGUGUAUUUUUCAGGGGUUUGUCGAUUUUCCUGUCUUUCUAUUGAAGGUUUUUUUCAUGUCAGGGUGGGAAGAAGUGGCUCGACUUUGUGUGUGGCUAAAAUCAUGUUUGUCUAAAUGUCGUGACAAGGCCAUAUUUGGGCCAAGCAUCUGCACCCUCGCUGUACCUUUACGCCGUUUCUGUGAGAUCCCAUCAGUCAAAGGGUGUGAGGGCGCGGGGUUUUGUCUUUUAACCCUUUUUUUGGCUGAUUUCUACACACACACUGCAGAAGCUAAGCCACAGGCGGCACUUGUAGCCCUGCAUAAAAACCUCCUGAACCUGUUUUCAACAGCUUUGAGUUACUCUAACGCAGCAGAGGAGAUAUAUUAGUUCCUGUAUUAUGCAAAUUGAUGGAUGGGCUGUGCAUUAACAACAGGUUAAUGGAAAGUGUGAUUGACUGUAAUUGCUUAAGAAGGACCAAAUGUGUACUGCAGCAGUGUUGAAUUGAUGAGAGCUCCGUGAUAUUCGUUGUUUUAAACAAUUAAAAAAAAACAAAAAAACAUCUUGGGCUCAAAUGAUUUCUGUACUGCCAAGUAAAAAUCAACUUUGUCAAAAACCAAAA